AUGGAUAUAAUACGAGGUGCCUGCUCAAAAGAUAAAGUUGGUGGGAUGGUAUACAUAAGGGAGGACAUAGUCCCCUCCAUGCUAGAAUGGAAAGCCAUUGAAGACGAAAAGAAUACAAUAGCAAUUCCUCUAAAUAUGCUUGUUGCUUUACAAGCAACAAAAGAAUCAUCUCCCAAGAUGAUCCUACAGAUUAGCUACAAGUUGGAUGAUCAACAAGAAGGGCAAGAACCAAUUAAGAUGAAACUUCACUUCAACAAUCGACCCACAAUGAAUAAUAUCAAGGAUGCAUUGCAAACAAUCGUUGCCAGAUCAAGAACCAGAGUUGAAGGAUCGUCAACACCAACACCUCAGGCUGAUGCUUCUGGUUCACCCGUGUCCUCGGCAGGUACUUCUGGAGCAAAUGAAUCAGCAACACCAACCCCAUCUGCUGGUUCCUUCAUUUCCAGUGCAUUCAAUCUAUCGCAAGAUCAAUUAACUGAUUCCAGUUUGUUAAAAAACUUUGAUCUACAGCAGAAACUAUUACUAGAAGACAAGAAUCUACGAAACACAUUUACUAAAUCAGUAAUGCAAUUCAAACUAUCGCCAACAAUGUUUUGGUCAAGUCGCAUAAACCAAUUGCGUACAUUUGCACUAACAAUAUCUCAGCAUCGUGGUCCAUACAACGUACUAAGUACAAUAAAACCGGUGGCAACUUCUGAUAACCAAGUGAAUGUGAAUGUGACCCGUAGUACCAUUAAUGAAAUAUUUGACAUUUAUCCCAUCAUUAAAAAGGCAUUUUCUGAUUUAGUACCGCAAAAGCUACUGGAGGGUGAAUUUUGGUCUCGUUUCUUUAAUUCCAAAUUGUUUCGAAGAUUGAGAGGAGAUAAAAUUGGACUAUACAGUGGGAGGGGGGAUGUGAUCUUGGACAAGUAUUUGUAUAUUGACGAGGAGAGUUUAAAUGCGGAAGCUGCGCAAAAGAAAGAUGGAGAAGAUGGUAAUUCUCCCAAGAGGCAGAAACUUAAUGAAGAAAUCAGCACUAGUCUGAGGAGUAGCUCCUUGAAUGAGCCCGCAGUGAAUAAAUUUCUUGACUUGUUUGGAAACGAACAAGAUAAUUCACAAAAGUUGGGUAAUCGACCUGAUAUGACCAUGCGAUACGAGGAUGAUGUGACAAAUGCACUCAAUUUGAGGUCGGGGUCCACCAAGGAGAAUGAAAUGAUUAUAUUGAUGAAAAAUAUGAACAAGUUGUCUUCGAAAAUGAUGAGUAUGAGUGCGGCUGAGAAUAACGAUGCAAAGCCUGAAGCUACUGUUGAUGGCUUAUCGGCCCCUGAAGUAAAUGAGUAUGAAGAAGAGUUGGAUUUGCAUGAUUUGAAUGUAGUCAAUGAUACUCAGUACAUAAAGUUGAGUAUCAACACUAAUAAAAUCAGAGAUCAUUCAAUUGAUGUUGCUGGUGGUGAAACUGUUGAUGUUGAAAUGAAUGAUGCUGACUUGAUAAAUUAUUUGCAAAGUCAAAUUCCCCAGGAGUCGGUAAUUGAUUUGUCAGAUACAUUUAAAGGUAAAGAAGAAGAUAUCAACAAAACAUCCACUGAAAUCUCACAACUCGUGAGACACAAUUUCAAGACUUUUAAACUGAUCAACAAAGACGAUUCACUUUCAAUGACAAAACCACACAAUAUUGUUCCCGAAUCCAUGUAUCAAGAAAUAAUCACCUACAAUAUAACCAUUGUUGAAUUUUUAUCUCAUUUUUGGAAAUUGUUUCUCAAUGGCAACAAUCCAACGCAAUUGAAGAAAAUAUUCACUAGUUUGAAAAAUUGUCAAAAUUCACUAACUGAAUUCAAGAAUAAAAGUUUAACACAAUUGGAUGCUAUUGACAUUGUGGCUGUGAAUGAAAAACUACGAGAUAAGAUUCACAAGGAUCUCGAUGCGUGCUUGGAACCAAUGGAGGUUAGUUUGGGCACGGCAUUGAGGAAAUAUGCUGAAGCUGUAAAGAGUGCAACUGCAACUGCGAGAGAACAAGAUGGAAUAGUAUCGCAAACUUAG
Molecule: messenger RNA, 2016 nt
Organism: Lodderomyces parapsilosis
Lineage: Eukaryota; Fungi; Ascomycota; Pichiomycetes; Serinales; Debaryomycetaceae
Product: TFIIH/NER complex subunit
Exons: 1
Coding region: 1-2016 (671 amino acids)
Biological process (GO): transcription by RNA polymerase II; transcription by RNA polymerase I; nucleotide-excision repair
Cellular component (GO): transcription factor TFIIH holo complex; transcription factor TFIIH core complex
Source: RefSeq, a predicted model, not a curated record